This is a messenger RNA of Coregonus sp. 'balchen', 12736 nucleotides long. The record is from the annotation of a GenBank genome assembly. NCBI's taxonomy places the organism in Eukaryota, Metazoa, Chordata, Actinopteri, Salmoniformes, Salmonidae.
AUGGACCAUAAGAGAGCACUAACCAUUUCACUGGCUGUUGACAAGGUGGAUAACUCUCAAGUAUGUCUGGCCUGCCUGGCUAUAUUCGUCCAUUGGGAUUCCUAGUCUUUUUCUCAGCCAUUAUGCAAUUACUAUAAUCAACAACUGUGAGCAUUUUAACAGUGCCCCUUUCUGCUUUUUAGAAGGGAAGUCCACUAAAAAUUCCCAAGACCCUUCUUUCUUCAGAGUUGAGAUGUGGGAAUGAAGAGUCACAGGUAGAUGUUAUUCUCUACGGGUCACCUUUCUCUUUCUCCUCUUGAAAGUGCAACGGGUAACUUUUUUUGCCCCCCUGUGGCCUCUCCACAAAGUGUACACCACAUUCAUACACCCAAAUAUUAAAAUGAUAGAAAAGUAAUGAAACGACAGACUGCGCCUUCAACUUUGUUCCAUGAGGUUUUGUUAUUGUGAUCCGCGCAGUGGGUCAGUAACUCUCCCUCCAUUUCUCCCAACAGAUUCACUGGACCCAGAUUGCUGGAAACAGAAUCAAACUCCAAAAUUCUUGUCAGCAGAAUGGAUCCAUCUCUUUUGAUCACGGCCAGGCGGCUUUAGCCCAAGCGGCAAUGGACUGGUGAGGAGCAGUAUUUAUGGAGCCACAGAUGGAGUUAUGUUAGGAAGCAAACAUAAUUAGUCUGGUUAGGUUAGACUUGUUGACUGUUCAUAGAUGAUCUUGCUCUAUAACACGGUCAGUUAUUAAAGCUGCAAUAAGUUACUUUUUGGGCGGCCUGACCAAAUUCACAUAGAAAUAUGUUAUAGAUAUGUCAUUCUCAUUGAAACAAAGUCUAAGAAGCAGUAGAUUUGUUCUAUGUGUGCUAUUUCUAUGCUUCCCGUUCUUAAGUUUAGUUAAGUCUUACUUUCAGUUUUGUACACCAGCUCCAAACAGCUGAAAAUACAAUAUUUUUGGUUAUGGAAAAUAUAUUUCACAGCGGUUUAGAUGGUACAAUGAUUUUCUACACUAUACUUGCUUGUUUUGUCACAUAAACUGAAAUUAGGCGUACUAUUAGAAUUUUAGCAACCAGUAUAUAGCGGAGCGAUUUCUGCAUAGUCCAUUUUUGAGACAGCCUUUGUCUUUAUCUGUGAACUAAUUCCGUCCCUUUGCACGGUAAGGACGAAUUAAGCCACUGUAUUUCAUUGAGUGCAGUUUUCCGAACAUUCACCAGAUGGGGCUCUUCCCCUAAGUACUUUCCUCAGAGGUACAGUGCAUUCGGAAAGUUUUCAGACCCCUUGACUUUUUCCACAUUAUGUUACGUUACAGCCUUAUUCUAAAAUGUAUUAAAUUGUUUUUUCCCACCUCAAUCUAUACACAAUACCCCAUAAUGACAUAGUGAAAACUGGUUUUUAGAAACGUUUGAAAAUGUAUUAUAAAAAAAAACCUGGAAAUAUUACAUUUACAGAAGUAUUCAGACCCUUUACUCAGUACUUUGUUGAAGGACCUUUGGCAGCGAUUACAGCCUCGAGUCUUAUUGGGUAUGACACUACAAGCUUGGCACACCUGUAUUUGGGGAGUUUCUCCCAUUCUUCUCUGCAGAUCCUCUCAAGCUCUAUCAGGUUGGAUGGGGAGUGUCGCUGCACAGCUUUUUUCAGGUCUCUCCAGCGAUGUUCGAUCGGGUUCAAGUCCGGGCUCUGGCUGGGACACUCAAGGACAUUGAGACUUGUCCCAAAGCAACUCCUGUGUUGUCUUUGCUGUGUGCUUAGGGUCAUUGUCCUGUUGGAAGGUGAACCUUCGCCCCAGUCUGAGCGCUCUGGAGCAGGUUUUCAUCAAGGAUCUCUCUGUGCGUUGCUCCAUUCAUCUUUCCCUCGAUCCUGACUAGUCUCCCAGUCCCUGUCGCUGAAAAACAUCCCCACAGCAUGAUGCUGCCACCACCAUGCUUCACCGUAGGGAUGGUGCCAGGUUUCCUCCAGACGUGACGCUUGGCAUUCAGGCCAAAGAGUUCAAUCUUGGUUUCAUCAGACCAGAUAAUCUUGUUUCUCAUGGUCUGAUAGUCUUUAGGUGCCUUUUGGUAAACUCCAAGUGGGCUGUCAUGUGCCCUUUACUGAGGAGUGGCUACCGUCUGGCCACUCUACCAUAAAGCCUGAUUGGUGGAGUGCUGCAGAGAGGGUUGUCCUUCUGGAAGGUUCUCCCAUCUCCACAGAGGAACUCUGGAGCUCUGUCAGAGUGACCAUCGGGUUCUUGGUCACCUCCCUGACCAAGGCUCUUCUCUCCCGAUUGCUCAGUUUGGCCGGGCGGCCAGCUCUAGGAAGAGUCUUGGUGGUUCCAAACUUCUUCCAUUUAAGAAUGAUGGAGGCCACUGUGUUCUUGGGGACCUUCAAUGCUGCAGACAUUUUUUGGUACCCUUCCCCAGAUCUGUGCCUCGACCAAUCCUGUCUUGGAGCUCUACGGACAAUUCCUUUGACCUCAUUGCUUGUUUUUACUCUGACAUUCAUGUCAACUGUGGGACUAUAUAGACGGUGUGUGCCUUUCCAAAUCAUGUCCAAUCAAUUGAUUUACCACAGGUGGACUCCAUCAAGUUGUUAGAAACAUCUCAAGGAUAUCAAUGGAAAGCAGAUGCACCUGAGCUCAUUUCGAGUGUCAUAGUGAGGGUUGAAUACUAUGUAAUAAGGUUUUAUUUUUUUUAUUAUAUACAUUUGCAAACAUUUCUAAAAACCUGUUUUCGCUUGGUCAUUAUGGGGUACAGUUUGUAGAUUGGUGAGAAAUGUUUUAUUUAAUCAAUUUUAGAAUAGGCGUAACGUAAAACAAAUGUGGAAAAGUCAAGGGGUCUGUAAAUAUUUCCGAAUGCACUGUAGCUAAAAUGGCCAGUACUGAUCUGUGGACUUGCUUAGCUGCAGCUGCAGUGUUAAUCUUUAUCACGCAGACACACUGCCUGGUCAGAUCAACCCCAUUCCAUCUGUCUGCCCCUCCCCCCUAUAGUCUCACGCGCAGUUUCCCAAUUGGUUCACUUUUAAAGAGAUGACCCAGAAUGGUCAAGAUAUUACAUUUAAGUCAUUUAAUAGAUGCUUGUCAGAUGGGGUCACAAUGUCACAUACGGGUCGUAGGGCUCUAAAGGUUCUGACUGGUUCUGUUCCUUCCUUCAGCACGCAGCUCCAGUUGGUCCUCACGGACGUUCUGAAGACGGAACAGGGGCAGGACUACCUGGACAGGAAGCGCCUUGGCAAGAUGACAGGAAUUGGAGAGAGGAAGAGAGAGUCACGGAUGGGGAGUGGGCAAAGGAGAGUGUCUCAGAGCAGGAGAAAGGGGAGGGAGGAUUGUAGAGAUUUCACAGUACACCGAAAGAGACCCCACGACCACCCCACACCCACCUCGACCCGCAAGGAGAGGAGGUAAUCCUCGGUUAAAUGUUGCUGAAUUCCGAUUGGCUGUUGGAGAGUGGACACUGCAUGCCGAUGAUGUCUGUAGAUGAUUAAUGUGGAGUCUGUUAAGUGUAGGGAACAUAUCUUCCCUUUAGGAUGCCAGUGAGUGAUUUAAGAGUUAAAACACUGCACAGGGUAACCAUGCAGUGGAAUAAUUGCUUUCUGGUGACUUUCUCUUUCGCUCUUGUUUAGGUCACACCACAGAGGGGGGUCAGAGGAAGACGAGGAGGUGAAGGAACUUAUAAUAGGAGAGGAAAACAGCAAGGACCAGAGAUGCAGUGAGUCCCCCAACACACACACACUCCCCCUGCUACCGCGUUCCCGAUCCCCCCCUCUCUGAGGGUUAUCCUUAUUGGAAAGGCUCUGCAGUAUUCCUGUUGUACAUAAACAAACCCUUUUACUUUUGUAGAGCUGUAAAACAAAGACCUGCUGAAUGUGCAUUUCUUACACAUGCACACACACACACAGGCAAAGUUCAUUUAAUAAUGUUCAUUUGUUUUUCCAUAUCUGCUGCCCUACUUUCUGGAGAGUAGCAACACAUUUAUUGUAUCUGGCUUGAUAUCUUUAUCACUGUCUCUCUCCUCUGCAGACAGUGGUGUGUCAGGGAGGCGCAGUUCACGGGAACCCCUGGAGGAGGUGACCUUUACUGAGGGGGACAGGCACCAGGAAAAGUCUUACCCACAAUCCACCAGGACUAGGAAGGCAGAUUCAGGUUCAAGCGAAUCCGCACAUGCUGAGGUAGACUCUUCGGGAAGUAGUUACUUAAAUACUGACAUUAAAAUUGACUGACUUUAAGGCUGACGCCAAAAACCUGCAAGCUGCUAACCAAACCAUUAGACAACCUGCCAUGGGGCUAAAGCAACACCUUAUCUCUCCUUGUUUCCAGAGGGAGAGUCAGAGAAGGGAGUCUGGGCUCUACUGUAAUGGACAGGUGAAGGAUGGAGUGGCAGAGGGCUUGACCACAGACGCCUCCAGGAGCUCCAGGGGGAGCGUGCUGCGCCUCUCCAGGGAGCCCAGAGACGAGGGAGGACUGACCCCCAAACAGCUGUGUCUGGAGGGGACGGGGGGCAGAGACACCAAUGUAGCAUCCAUAGAAGUAGAGGUGGACCCCUCAGACUUUGACGGGACCAUGAUGGUAGUCACUGUGGGGGAAGACGGGGAAGUUGCUAGCCCCUCUAACCCCAGCUGUGGAGGGGUUAAGGAGAGGAGAGGAACCCUGAGGCUGAGCCUGUCCUCCAGCCAGGAUAGGACGCCCAAACCCAGCCCUGUUGAACCAAGUGAGUAUAGAGCUACGUAUAAGCUAUCAUACUGUACAAUGCAUAUCUGCACUCACUCCUGGUGUGUCUAUCUGUGUGUGUGUUUUCUCCUGACUCUCAUUGAAAUAACCCCCCCUCCUGGAAUGGUUACAUCAUAAUGUAGUCUAUUUCUCUGCCUCGGGCACCGACCCUAAGCCCGGUCACACACAAACACACUACGUGUCUGUCUGUAACACUGACCACUGGGUGAGUGCUUGUGACUGUCUUUGUCAGUAUGCCAAGUGUGUGUUGAGUGUGUUUCUGUGCAUGUAUCUGACUCUGCAAGUAUUUAAUAUUUUAUGUAGUGUCUUAUCUGUAUCUGUAUCUGUGUGAUAGCACUAGCUGUGCCUUACAACACUAUGGCAUUGGUAUAGUUACUGCAGCCCCAACAUAGCAGCAUUACUGCUGUCCCCGUCUUUCCUUCAAAGUUCAUUACACCACAGUCAUCGUAUGUGUGAGAGAGAGUAUAAUUAGGCUGAUAUCCAGUAUUUCACUGCAGUAUGUUUAAUGUGUGUGUUUUAGUCCUUCUCUCCAGUGAUGAGGAGGUAGUCACCCCGUCCCACAGUUCAGUCCUUUGGCCACAGACUAGUGAGUGUGAGUCCCAGAGAAACCAUGCUCAGGGAGACAACGUGGUGGCAGAGAUGGACUUUCAGGUGGGCAAAAACAACUUCUUACAUAUUAUGACAUCACAAAAGACAGAAUAGGGGAUCUCAUAAUGGAUGACAUCACAAAGGACGGGAGUCUCAUAAUGGAUGACAUCACAAAGGACGGGAGUCUCAUAAUGGAUGACACCACAAAGGACAGAAUAGGGGGGUCUCACGAUGGAUAACACCACAAAGGACAGAAUAGUGGGAUCUCACGAUGGAUGACACCACAAAGGACAGAAUAGUGGGAUCUCACGAUGGAUGACACCACAAAGGACAGAAUAGGGGGAUCUCAUGAUGGAUGACACCACAAAGGACAGAAUAGGGGGAUCUCACGAUGGAUGACACCAUAAAGGACAGAAUUGGGGGAUCUCAUGAUGGAUGACACAUCAAAGGACAGAAUAGGGGUCUCACAGUAGAAGCGGCAAAGAGAGAAAUCGAAUUCUACCAAAACAAUGGAAAUUCCAUGGCAAUGCCACUCAGGCGUCCCCCCCCCCCCCCCCCCCCCCCCCUCAUUGCCCCCAUCAAAAUUAGCCUAGGCUACAUUUAGGCUAUUGCUUAUAUGUGCAAUUCACAAAAUCAGAGUAUAAUGCGUGUAUGGAUGUCAACCCCAAUACAUGUUCAUGUUAUCGUCACCAGUCAACUACAUUACAAUUAAAAACGUCUUCAAGUACCACCACUGAUUUCUGUAUGGCUACCAGCUUAUAUGAACUGGAGUUGGCAUUUAUCAGACAUUUUUUCUAACCCGAAAAGGACUAUUUCUAAAUAUUAUGCAGUGAAAACAGCCAAAUAUAUCUAAAUCAGAUUUUAGUCAUCACAUUGUGGACAUGUUAGAACACAGAAAUCAUGACAGAUUUGACAAAUAUCCACUUUGUAAGGUCAGAUUUUUUGAAUGUGCACCAAUGAUGUUCUUUCCCCCACCGUCUUUUCUUUACCGCAUGUAUGGAUGACAUCACAAAGGGCAGAACAGGGGGAGCUCACAAUGGAUGACAUCACAAAGGGUUGGGAACUGGGCAGAUUCUGUGACAUCACAAAGGGCUUAACCUGGCUUCGAUGAUAUCACAAAGAAAAGCACAGAUGGAUGUGAUAUCACAAAGGGCUGAGUUGGUUAAAAGAUGUCAUAUAAGAAAGCAAAUAGAUUAGGGUGAUAUCACAAAGGGCUGCUAACAGAGGGAUCAGGGUAGAGGCAGGUGUUUCAUGAUUAGACUGGCCCCAGGGGGCAGAACCACCACGUGCUACCUGUCAAGGUUUAUAGGCCAGAGUGGGGAUACUAUAGCUCCCACAUACUGCAGUCAGCCAAAACAUAGGAGGACAAGCCAAAUGCCCUCUGCUGCAACACAUACAGGUGAACACACAUCAUUUAAACCUAUCCGUUGAUUAACUAAGUCUCUCACACGAACCCCUUCUAUGCCUCAUUGCUUAUCCGGACUCUCUUGUGUCCUCGUGAUCAGAAAGCAUGGUUGUUAUGUGCUUGCAUACAUGUAUUUGUGUGUGUUACUCAUCAAUGUGUGUGUGUGUGUUACUCAUCAAUGUGUGUGUGUGUUACUCAUCAAUGUGUGUGUGUUACUCAUCAAUGUGUGUGUGUUACUCAUCUGUGUGUGUUGUAGGUGGUGCCUGUGGUGGUGACAGGGUUUGGGGCCGAUUUCCCCAGCACUGAGCACUCCGAGGGUCUGGGCCUACCGUUCUCUGCCCUGCACUGUGGGGGGAUCCGAGGGGAGGCCAGCGGAAACCUCAUGGUAAGGUUCUGCACUGUGGGGGGGUCCGAGGGGAGGCCAGCGGAAACCUCAUGGUAAGGUUCUGCACACCGUGCUCGAACUGUGGAGAAUAGAUGCCGUACAUACUAGAAUAGGUAUGCAAUACAGUGGUCAUGUGACAUGGGGCCCUUUCUUUCCUCUGCAGAUCACAAACCAAAGAAUCAUCAUACCAAUCAAAGGUAACCCAGCACCCCUGGACUUUGCUUGUGUUCUCGCCACACCGUUGACCAUGCAGUCCUGGUCCUCUAUUUAUACUUGAAUCGUUAAUCGUUUUCCAUUAUUACUUGGUCCAACCUGAACAUGACCGUGUGUGGUCGCUAGCCCCUCUGUGACCCAGACUGUUGCCCCCUCUCUGUAGGCCAGGUAGAGGUGAUGGUGACUGUGGAGCGCUGUCAGCUGUGGCGGUACAGCGUCUGGGACAGGGAGGAGCUACAGGAGAGAGGGCUGGGGUGGGAGGUCAAGGAAGAGAUGGGGCAGCCUCCCCCUGCCCUCCUCCUCCUCUACGUGUCAGACGCCCAGGCAGUCGCUGUCCAAGAAGACCUGAGUGAGCUGUCAAUCAAACAGGCCUUAGAACCACCCACUGGUGAGAGCCUGCCUUUUGGAACCAAAGUGUGUGUGUUAGUGUUGCACGGUAUACCGAAACUUCUGUACUUUUUCGAUAGUAGAACGUGAAAAACGGUUCAGUGCUGGAAUCGUCUCAAUUUGUCUCACGUCGUCUACUGAUUGAGAAAGGAUCAGGUCUGUCUAUCAGCGUAGCCGAUGUCCCCUAAUAGCGCUAGCGCACAGUGUCUGCUCCCUGCCUGCUCCACUUACUCACUGCUAGCUCUAGCAUGUCCUGAGGAACCACUGCACUCACUGGGAGUCUGGGCUGCAUCAUGCUAGCUCCCCACUCAGGCUGCACACAAGUUAACACACUUGAAUAAUGCAACACAGCAUGUAGAAUCUGUUCGCAAAACAAUGUCCAUUACAGGCUAGAACACUUUACAAUGCAAGGAGAUACCGGUAGCUUACAGCUUUGUAGGCUAACUUUUCUUGCUAGCUAACAGCUGAAGCUAACGUCAAUUCACUACCCUAGUACCAUAAUGCAAAAUAUGCUGAUUUCAAAGCUGAUUGUCACCAAAAACCAUAGUCAAUGUCAAAAACGUUAUUCAUUCACAUCUCUCCUGUCUCUCUCACUGUGUAGUGAUAUUGAACUCUACAGAUCUGUCUGGAUCAAGUGCCAUUCUAUUACGCCUUUUUUUGUGUUGUUUUGGUAUCAAGUAUCGUGAUACUAAACCUGGUAUCAAUGUCAAAAUUCUGGUCUUGUGACAACACUAGUGUGUGGGUAGGUGGGUGUUUGCUCAAGCAUGUGUAUGCCCAUGUGCAAAUGUGUUUUGAAUAUGUGUGUGUGUGUGCUCACAGGCCAGGCCAGUCCCUUCCUCCUGCUGACUCUGCGUGCCCCUCUGGAGGGGGUGGAGGGUGCUUUACUUCGCUCCAUCCUCGACAUCAUCUGUCUCAACAAUGCCCCGCACUUCGAUGCCGCAGGUCUCCGUGGCAACGCUCCCAUCAACUGGGCGGUGGACCUCCACAGUCCCCUCCUGUCAUUGGACGACAGUCUGGCGCUGAUCGGUAGAACUGGACUGGACCACCAGCUGCUCUCCCUACUGGGACAGAAGAGUGCCGAGCCUGUCGUAGAACCCGACCAGGACAGAGACACACCUGGGCCGAAUCUGGACACUGUGGAGGGAGAGUCACAGACACCACUGGAGACAGAUACAGAGGUACAGACAGAGGAGGAGGAGGAGCAGAGGGAGGCAGAGAGCGUGCCCCUCACUGAGGUUGGUAGUAUUUUGUGUGUGUGUUUGGGUGUGGAGACUUGUGUGUGUGACUGAUGUCAUCAAGCUGAACCAUAACAAAAGCUCUAACAUGAAUGAUCAAAUUAAUAAUGUGUACCCUAUUACACUUCCUCUGUCAUGUGUCACCCCUCCAGGAGAGUCCAGUCCAGCCCAGACCCGUGUACACAGUGUGUCACAGCAGAACCAGAGGCUCCUACUCCGUGUCCCUGGGCCCGAAGCCAGGCUCCAACUGGACCCGAUACAAGCACCAGGGCCCCACACACAGGCAAGCUACACAACUCCCAUGAUUUGUGGAAUCUUUGAAACAGGUGUGUUAGUGCUGGGCUUGAACAAAAGCCUGCACACCCUAUUGGUCUCCAGGACCUGAGAUGGAGACCCUUGCUGUAGAGAAGUGGUUCCCAAACUGUGGGGUUGGCAGGGUAGGUGCAUAUAAAAAUAAAAAUAAGGAACUCAGUCCGGCUUUAAAAACGUACUCUUGAAAGUUGUAAGAGAAGAAUGCACAAGGUGCAAUUACGGAAUUGGGUAGUGCAUCAACAGUUCGUCUUGUACCUUAGAGAGCUAUUUAUAACUUGUCAGAAAUGUCCAGAUCAACUAGCCCGUGUCAGCUAACGUUUUUUAUCACAUGAAUGCACAUUAGACAUAGCAAAAUGUAUAGAAUUGCAAGAAAAUUAGCUUUAAAACUGCAAAAUGUUCUCUCCGCCAACAAGAGGGGUGUGAACAGUUUGUGUCAUGAACAGUGAUUGUGCCCAUAGAAAUAGACGUUUCGCAGGGAGGAGCCCUUAUGUUCCCCAAUGCUGGAAGGGGGGCCUGAGUGAAAAAGUUUGGGAACCCCAGCUGUAGAGAAUACUUAGUGUAGGGAUGUGCUUUCACGCUUAGUUUUUUUCUUUCUGAUCCUUCUCAGGUUGAUCCAGUUUCCUCCACCGCCUUCCAAAGGAGGGAUCGCCGUGACAACAGAAGAUCUGGAGUGCCUUGACAACGGCCAGUUCCUGAAUGAUGUCAUCAUCGACUUCUACCUCAAGUAAGUGACAUCGUUGAUCGUAUAAGGGUGACAUCCUCAGUUUGGUGCCAACAUGGGGGACAGUUUCAACCCGUGCAUGUCUCCGUCUCUGUCCCAACAGGUAUCUGCUUCUGGAGAGGGUUCCACAGGAUGUGGCUGAACGCUCUCACGUCUUCAGUAGCUUCUUCUACAAGCAGCUCACACGCCGAGACAACGCCAGUGAGGACAUUGCCAGCGUCUCGUAAGUGUGUUUGUCUGUUAUGAGUUUAUCUGGCAUCAAGUAAUUCAGUAUGCAAGAAGAGACUUAAACACUUACAUGGAGAGUUGAUGCAAAGUAUUUAAUAUUGCGGUACCGAAUUCACAUAGCAAACGGCACGUGUGUGGCCCAUUUUGCUAUCUGAACUCCUGAACAAAGGAAAUCUCUUAGCUUAUAUACUUGUUUGCAAGCUAAUUCUAUCCAACAGUUGCCAAUCAUUAUUGAGUGUCACUCCUCACCACAAUAGCAUCACCCUAUAUGGUAUUGUCUUGCACCCUAGUCAGGACAUUCCAUCAUGCACCAGUGGCACCCAGCUAUCUUGGCACGCAUACCUUCUGGCACCCACCAGUGACAGAAAUAAAUACAUGGAAUGUCCUCAUCCUCCAAAUCCUAUGCAGCUCACAAUAUCAAACAUGAACAAAUCCUGUAUAAAAGAUGUAAUAUCAGUGUCUAUUUCAGUUGAUCAAUUAUGCAUUUGUAUCUUUGUGUUGUGUUUUUUUGUUUCUUUGUGUGUGUGUGUGUCUUGACGUGUGUUGUCUCUCCCCAGAGCGCAGCAGAGGCGGCAUCAGCGGGUGAAGACGUGGACACGACAUGUGGACAUCUUCAAGAAAGACUUCCUGUUUGUGCCUGUCAAUCAGGAGUGAGUGACACACACACACACACACACACACACAUCAAUAAAUAAACCGUGUGGCUCAUAGUUCUUUCUUCCUCGUAUGACAGAGCCCACUGGUACCUGGUGGUGAUCUGCUUCCCUGGCCUGGAGGAGCCCCAGUGUGAGGAGGGGAGCAGCCCAGCCUCGCUGAGGGGAACAGGGGGAGAGAAGCCAGGCGAGGCCCAGGCUGAAGAGGAGGCCUCUGGGUCCAAAAAGCUAAAUGGCAUCAGUGAAGUCACCCCUGAAUCGACUAGCACUGACAACCAGGACAAACUGACAGUUACAGGUAUGUGUGACUUAAGUCCUGUCAUCCUGUCUCUCACAGGACAUUACAUAUCUUUAUGUCAAACUUCCUUAAUAGUCAAACAUUAGUGAAAAUGUGCAUAGGUUUAGGAGUAUGACUAUAAUCUAUGUUUUAGAUAAAUAGGCAGAGUGGAAAAACUAGGGCUGUGGCCUGUGGGUAGGAUGGAGCCAGAACAGUGAGGGGGAGAGUUAUUUACAAGCUGCUCUGGCUUUUUGUCAUCAAAAAAACAAUCACAACACCAGUCACAGACAGAAACACAGAAUGAGGCUGGACCUUAAGAGGCUUUCAUCUACUGGGUUUUCUAUUAGACUUUUUAUGAUGCAUUCCAUUCUUUAUAUCACUGUGUUGCAAUAACUUCCACAAUGACAAUAGCAACAACUACAAUAUGAACAGGGUUGCUGUUAGGAAAUAACCGCAGCAGCAGAAAUACUAGUGCUGAAGUCCUGUGAUUUAGCAUGAGGAGGAUAAUUCUGAUGAUGCUGCUGAUGUUUUCUCUCUAGUUGUGUCAGAUAGCGUGGUACAGGGUGAAUCAGUACUCCAGCCACCUCCUGGUCCCCUGGUAAGACACAACUCUCUUUAGGGAUCUCUGUUGGUUCUCUAUUUCUCACAUUCAGUGGUUUUCCUUCUCUCUCACUCUGUCGUUGUCUUUCUUACAUUCUGUCGUUCUUCUCACUAGGACUGCACUGAGAAGACCUGUCACAGAGAGACCAUCUGUAAAAGGGGAGUGGAUGACAACACACUCACACACACACACACACACACACACACACACACAAAGAAGGUGUGUUCUAGAGCUCUUAACUAGAUGUUUAUAUGCACAUCUCUUCUCUCCUCAGACCCUGUAUUCUCCUCAUGGACUCCCUCAAGUUCUCCCUCCAUGAGCGCGUCUUCAAACUCUUACGGGAGUGAGUCUGUUCACUUUAUCUGUGUGUGUGUGUGUGUGUGUGUUACAUAUCUACAAAUUGAAUGGAAUGUUGUGUGUUUGCCUGUGGGUGUGUGAAUACGUGCCUUAUGGGUGUGUUGUAGCCAUAAUGUACCAACUCUCUUCUCUGUCUGUCUGUCUGUGUGUGUGUCAGGUACCUGCAGUCGGAGUGGGAGGUGCGUCGGGGCUCUGUGCGCGAGUUCAGUUCUGAGCAGAUGAGAGGCUCCCACUGUAAGGUCCCCCUACAGGACAACAGCAGCGACUGCGGCCUCUACCUGCUGCAGUAUGUCGAGAGCUUCCUGCAGGUAACAAUACGAAUGGAAUAAGAACACGCAUGCAUAGGAGUUGACAUGCUCCCACCUGUAACCAGCCGGGGAUUGAACUCUUGUCGUGUCUUAUCAACUCAAAACCACGUUAGCCAACGGAGCUAAAGCUUGUGUCUUCAGGUCUAAGGCGAGGUUGCUCACGUGUUUCUCUUAUGAGAACAUACUCACCAAACCAAUAUGCUGACAUACACCUAAAUACAACUUUUCUCUCUCUCUCUCCUGACCUUUCUCCCUUUAGGACCCUGUGGUGCACUUUGACCUCCCCCUGUGCCUAGAACGCUGGUUCCCACGGCAACAGGUGAGGAGGAAACGAGACGAGAUCAGGGACCUGGUGCUGCACCUUUACAGACACCAGAGGGGCACG